AUGGCUACCGAGCCUAGUCUCAACGAAUUGCUGGGUCUCGACCCAGUCCCCGAGCUGGUUCACAACCCAGCCGAGUUCAGCGAGUUCCUCAACUUUGAGGACUUCUCCAACCCUCAGUCUCACACCGGAAGCUCUCCCAACACAAUCUCAGUCAACCACACCCCCUCGCCCCACUCCUUCGGACCGUCGCCGCCGCAGUACCAGGCCGGUGACUUCACUUUCGACUUCUCCGACCAGCAGCAGAAGUACCAGCCCCAGUUCGCCGGACCCUCGACCGUUCCUCUCCAGUACCAAGACGUGAACGUCAAGCAGGAGCCUGCCGAGUACCUGCAGCAGCGUCACCUCAUGGCUGCCCAAUACCAGCAGCAGCAGCAGCAGAUGGCGCAGCCCCAGCAGCAGAUGCCCCAGCAGCAGCAGGUCCAGCAGCCCGCCAUGGCCGCGAACAACCAGCAGAACCUGCCGAUGGCCCAGCAGGCUGCGCUUCAGCAGCUUCUGGCCAGCUUCGCUCAGUAUGAGCAGCAGUUCGGUGGGCAGCCUGUGGAGGACCCUGCUUCCGCCAUCAACCCGUCGCUUCUCGCCGCCAACUCUCUCACGACUCCAUCAACGCCCGGCACAUCAUCUCUCACGCCAGCUUCCCACGCUGCCUCGUACGCGGGACCAAGCACCGUCCAGAUCCCUCCCGCCCCUGAGUCCGUGGAUGAGCCCCUCAACUCGAUUUCUGAGAGCGAGAUGCCGCCCAGCAGGUCGGCCCGUGCUGCCUCCACUGGAAGCAAUAUGUCGGAGAUUGACGAGAAGAUUGACAAGCUCGUACCGCUGUCUGCCAUUUUCAGCGCUGGUCGCGGAAAGGGUGGAAAGAAGGGCGGCGGCAUGUCGUCUGUCGUCCGCGCGGAGGGCGAGGAGGUCGACGACGAUGAGAGUUGGCGACCUUCGCCCGAGGAGUACAAGAAGCUGAGCAGCAAGGAGAAGCGCCAGCUUCGUAACAAACUCAGUGCUCGUGCCUUCCGUACCCGACGAAAGGACUACAUCGGCACUCUCGAGGCUCACAUCAAGGACCGCGACCAGGUCAUCGACGCUAUCAGUGAGCAGCUCUCUCAGAGCGCCAAGGAGAACCAGGAUCUCCGUCGCGAGCUCGAGAUGCUCAAGGCCAGCACUCAGUGUGUCCUGCACCCUGAAUCCGCUGCCACCGUCGGUCAGUCCCCGGCCAUGCUCACCGCCCUGUCCGAGGGAGAUGGUUCUCGGAACCGAAACCAGGGCCGACGGGCUCCGGCCGUCGGUGUCAACACUCGCAAGGACCUUGCGCCGUUCGACUCUUCCCGCGGCUUCUGGGGCGGCAGCGACUCGCUUGCCGGCGGCAGCACCAUCUGUCACACGGUCAUCACCCCCGAGAUCUGCCUUCCCGAGCAGCCCAACGUCAACCCUCUGCUCAACGCUCUCAACAAGAAGGCGGCUGAGGAGAAGGCUUCGCCUAAGUCUGAGAAGAAGCCCCUCCCCCCUCUCCCCGAGAGGCAUCUCUCCGUCCAGGACGCUGGCGACCGCAAGAUCGAGGGCUCGACUUUCGCCGAGUGGUCCGAGGACACACCGUACAACGUGCGGAGCCUCGACAGCUACCGCAUGCAGCUGUGGUCUCGCCUCGCCCGCGAGGCUGCUGCCGACAAGGCCAAUGUCCCGGCUUCGAUGCGUCCCAAGUUCCUUGUCGACCCUGCCUCGCCUUCCCGACGCGAGGGCAGCGCUUCCGCCCCGUCUUCGGCCGCGACUUCGGUCAGCACGCUGGCUUCGGCCGCCGUGUCUGCCACCGCCACGGUCGCUUCCCGUCUGACCUCGUCCUUCUGGUCUGCGUUCACCGGACCCUCCUCCAAGAUCGACGGCGACAAGCUUGCCGACGUGGUCACUGGCCGCGCCCGCCUCGCCGUCGUUCCCGACACCCGCAGGAGCAGCGUCCCGAACCGUGUCGCGUCUUCCACUGACGACCUCGCCCAUGCCAUGGCCGGUCUCCGCGUUGCCACUGGCGGCUCCAACCCUCGCGAGAGCAUCCGCACUCGCAACGAGGGCCCGCUGAGCUCGAUGACUGGUUUCCUCAAGAACCCGUCGCUCUCGACUCGCGCCGCCUAA
Molecule: messenger RNA, 2109 nt
Organism: Trichosporon asahii var. asahii CBS 2479
Lineage: Eukaryota; Fungi; Basidiomycota; Tremellomycetes; Trichosporonales; Trichosporonaceae
Exons: 1
Coding region: 1-2109 (702 amino acids)
Cellular component (GO): RNA polymerase II transcription regulator complex
Molecular function (GO): DNA-binding transcription activator activity, RNA polymerase II-specific; transcription cis-regulatory region binding
Source: RefSeq, a predicted model, not a curated record